Messenger RNA from Miniopterus natalensis, 1231 nucleotides. The record is from RefSeq and is a predicted model, not a curated record. NCBI's taxonomy places the organism in Eukaryota, Metazoa, Chordata, Mammalia, Chiroptera, Miniopteridae.
UUCUUUUUUGCAGAGACAUUUCACUUUAAGUCAUGGAUGCUGCAGCACCGAAAGACGUACAGCGCAGACCAGUACCAGCACAGGCUAGAGACCUUUGCCAGCAACCGGAGGAAGAUCAACGCCCACAACGCCAGGAACCACACGUUUAAAAUGGGAAUAAACCAAUUUUCAGACAUGACGUUUGCUGAAUUUAAACAGAAGUAUCUUUGGUCAGAGCCUCAGAAUUGCUCGGCCACCAAAGGUAACUAUCUUCGCGGUACUGGUCCCUACCCAUCCUUUGUGGACUGGCGGAAAAAAGGACACUUUGUCUCAGAAGUGAAAAAUCAGGGCAGCUGUGGCAGUUGCUGGACCUUUUCCACCACGGGGGCCCUGGAGUCUGCGAUAGCCAUCAAAACGGGGAAGAUGCUCUCUUUGGCGGAACAGCAGCUGGUAGACUGUGCCCAGGCCUUCAACAACCACGGCUGCCAAGGGGGCCUCCCCAGCCAGGCCUUUGAGUACAUCCACUACAACAAGGGCAUCAUGGGGGAGGACACCUACCCCUACACGGGCAAGGAUGGCCACUGCAAGUUCCAGCCCGAGAAGGCCAUUGCUUUCGUCAAGGACGUGGCCAACAUCACCCUCAACGACGAGAACGCCAUGGUGGAAGCGGUGGCCCUGUACAACCCUGUGAGCUUUGCCUUCGAGGUGACCAGUGACUUUAUGCUGUACAGGAAGGGCAUCUACUCCAGUACCUCCUGCCAUAAAACUCCAGACAAAGUAAACCACGCCGUACUGGCUGUUGGAUACGGAGAAGAAAAUGGGAAACCCUACUGGAUCGUGAAAAACUCCUGGGGCCCCCAGUGGGGCAUGAACGGGUACUUCCUCAUUGAGCGUGGGAAGAACAUGUGUGGGCUGGCCGCCUGCGCCUCCUACCCCAUCCCGCUGGUGUGAGCCCCGACGCAGCAGUGACCCGCUGGUGGAGACAAGGAGGGACCCCAGGCGCCUGGGCCGCUGGCAGGCGGUUUGCUCCAGAGGAUGUGGGGGGAGCCACCCAGGGCCCUCGCUCCGGGAGGAGGAAUUCCAGCAACAAGCCCACCUCAUCUCCUGACCAAACGUGAUCACCAGCCAUGUGCCUUAGGCCUCGUUUUUAACUGACUCGUACCCACCAAGAAUGUUCUUUAUUUCCAGAGGGGAGAGCACUCGUGACUCUUUGUGGCCUUGAUUGAAUAAACAUUCUGUGAGCACCUCCCCA